Messenger RNA from Serendipita indica DSM 11827, 789 nucleotides. NCBI's taxonomy places the organism in Eukaryota, Fungi, Basidiomycota, Agaricomycetes, Sebacinales, Serendipitaceae. The record is from the annotation of a GenBank genome assembly.
AUGACCAUUACCGCCAAAGACGGUCCAUCGACCUCGGAUUCAAAGGCACCGUUCAACUCGUCUGCAGAGAUUGAACAAACAGACGGUUCACCCGCUCAAGCACCCCCAAGCUACGCUGAAACGCUCGGGAAUUCGACUUCAGGUCCUGGUACGGGUGCUCCUCCUGCGGGUUUGGCCAUACCGGAAGUGCCAUUGCCAACACCUCUACCCCGUGCAACGAAUUAUCAUGCAGAGAAGACAAACCGGGAGAUCAAGGGUGUAUACGUACUCGAUACGGCAAUGCAGAUCCCCCCCGCCAUUUUGGCUAACAUGUCCUCGGGGUUCUUUGGACUGGGAAAAAAGGAACCAGAGAAUUUGAAUCUCUACACGAGUUAUGGACCCAUCGAAGCCGAUCUCAUCCUCCUGUCGAGAAUCAACGCACAACCCGUCAAAGUGAAAGCAAAGUCUGGCUAUGGCAAUAUGACCGUCUACCUCCCACGCGACUUCAAUGGUCCACUAAAAUACAAAACUGGGUGGGGCACCGUCACGUUUAGCGAGGGCAUGAGACCGUUUGUGCACCAGUUCUCCGGCAAUAUGGGAUAUCUUGGCGAUUGGAACGUAGCUGGAUUCUCGGAUUACAAGACCUGGAACGGUGAUGAGCUUGAAGUGGUUACCCAGGGCGGAAACAUCACGUUCAAGUGGGCCGAUGAAUUGAUGCAACGUGAGGCGGGAAGUCCAGAGGAGAAGUUUCAUGAAGCCAUCACGUAUGCGAUGCAGAGCGUCAUGAGCUGGUUUGGGGGUCGCAAAUAG